Molecule: messenger RNA, 3036 nt
Organism: Peronospora farinosa
Lineage: Eukaryota; Oomycota; Peronosporomycetes; Peronosporales; Peronosporaceae
Source: the annotation of a GenBank genome assembly
AUGGAUAUUCUUACGACGGUGGAUGUUGUAGUAGUUUUCCAGCACCAAGAGUUUUACGUUGCAGCUCAAGCUUUUUUCGAUCGAAAGUCGCUUCCUCUGGAUUUGUUCCAAUGUCAGUUAUUUUCGCUUGUUGGAGUGAUACCGGACGAGCAAAUCUUAAUGUGUUCCAGUACUGGAAAAGUGCUGUCCGUUUCUAGGAAGUCUGACGUGGUGACAGUCGCAAUAUCGACGGAAACUCGUCCUCGCUUCUUUCUCUUCUCCAGUACUGACUCGACGUUGAAUUUGUCGGAACUUGCGGACGAUUGGAGACAAAUUUGCACCAAAAGUACAUUUGGAGAUGCUGCAGUGGUACAACCAGCUUUUCAGAAAAUUACUCCGAGGGAUUCGGAGUUUGGUUUUAUCUGUGAACCUUGUGCGAGGACUUGCACUACAGGUUUCCAGCCUGUGAGUCCAAUGGAGUGGAAUGCGUCACAAUUGAUGGCAUCACGGUUCAUUUCCGAUGUAGUUGUUGUUGCUGGAGACGUGGAUGUUGCUGCACCGUCUGGAUUUAUAAAGUUACCAGUGGAUUUAAAGUACUCGGCGUCGGGCAACUAUAUGUACCUGUGUGUUCAGCGUGGCGGUCCGCGAGCAUUGACGCAGAUCCGCGUUCUCUCGGAGCAACGAGGCGCUGGCGAUGCUAUGCCCCCCGUGAAUGAUUCAAUAUCGUAUAAACCAGAAAAAUUGGUUGAGAUUGCCUGCGAUAGUGGUAGCACUGCUAUUAAUGGAUUGAAAAUGAGGAGUCGUAUCGGAUAUGACUCAGUGCAGCUCAAAGGCAAUAUAGAGCAGCUCGAAACGCUCGCCAUCACUGAUAUUGCCAUUGUUGUUGGCGAUCAGCCUGUUCCUUCUCCGGGGUACGUCAAGAUCACACGAAAUUUGAACGAAGGUGCAAUGGGCUCUCUACCUGUUUUCCUGUACUAUCGUUUACUACCUCUGGGCGGCUUCGCGUGUGAUUCCGGCACAGAGCACAGCGACUUCGGAGAAUGUCUUUUUGCAACCCGUCAUCUGACUCGAGUGAAAAGCGUACUAGAUUUUGAAGAGCAACGGCUGACCAUUGCUCAAGCUGCUUUAGCAGCCGAUAGAAGGCGUGGAGAUGCGACGAUUAUGGAGGAACACUACCGCCAACAUCAACCGAGUAUGUUGAAGCGAUUACAAAGCGGGUUGCAACGUGCACAGUCAUACGAAAAUAAAAAGAUGCAGGAAGAGGCACUCAAGCGAAUCCCAGUGGACACGCUACACGAACGUGCUCGAUCUAACACGUCACCGAUGUCACUCUAUCAGGACGAAUUGAUUAAGCAAUUACUGCGCUGGUUUAAGCGUGAGUUCUUCACAUGGAUGAACCAACCUCAUUGCUCGGUAUGUAAAUACGAAAAAACACAAUCGGUACGGACGGAGGGCCCCAGCACCGCUGAAGAGAUAGCUGGUCAGGCCGGCCGGGUUGAGGUGUAUCAGUGCCCUGCAUGUGGGGCUUAUACUCGAUUUCCUCGUUACAAUGAUCCAGUUAAGUUGUUGGAUACACGUACCGGUCGAUGUGGAGAAUGGGCAAACUGCUUCACACUCUGCUGCCGCGCAAUGGGAUUUGAGGCUCGUUAUGUUCUUGAUGUUACGGACCACGUGUGGACUGAGGUGUAUUCUGAGCACUAUAAGCGGUGGCUGCACUGCGAUUCAUGCGAAGAGCAGCUUGAUUGUCCUUUGACAUAUGAGGUUGGAUGGGGCAAAAAGCUGUCGUACAUUUUCUCGUUUGGUCGUGAUGAAGUGGUAGACUCGGCUAGGCGAUACACGCUCAACUGGUCCGAAAUGCUCACAAGGCGUCAGGAUGUCAGUGAAAAGUGGCUGGAGACGACUAUCAAUCAAAUGAAUUGUGGCCUCUGGGAACGGCAAAGUCCUGAAAGGGUAGCGAUUUUGACGAAACGUAAAACAGCUGAGCGCGAUGAGCUACUAUACGGACGCUCUGCUCGAAACAGCGAGGUCAAUGGACGUGUUUCAGGAUCGGCUGAAUGGAAAAACCGUCGUAAUGAAGCUGGAAAACAAGAAAACGUGCCCGUCAGCACUGCAAGUGCGUCACCUUUAGCGGCAACAUCCACUUCUGUGCCAGCUGAAAAGGUUUUGCAAGAUAUAUGCCGAAAUUGGGUGGUUGGUUGUCAAUUCUCAGAAUGCUCCAAUCCUUUUUGCUUCACUGGUCGGACGCGGUCAAAUCGUACAAGGGUGCCACCCGAUGUAAAUGAGCGUGCUGCCCAAGCUAUUCAAGUGGCAUCAAAUUUGAGCUCCGUACGCUUCUCGUCAGAAGCCCUCAUGAUGCUUCUGUGUCCACUCACACGUACAGAGCUUCGUAAUUUUAUGUGGAAGAAUCAACCUUUGCUGUACUUACCACUGCAAGACAUCCCUUCUACAUGUAGCGAUAGAGGCGUGCCUCUGCUUGACGUGUCAGGUCAUGACAAUCACGCAGACAAUUCUCAGCGUUGUGGGUUGCGUAAGCCAUUCCGCAUUCCGAAUGCAGGCCCGACAAAUGAUGACCAUAACGGAGCUGGAAGCGGAAGGAAUGAUGAGGCGUUUGGGAUGCAGUUACUUGGUGGAAAGUUUUUGUCAAUCGCGGGUCACAAUUUGCUACCCCUUACAGACGUCUUGCUGUCAUUUCUUGUUCGCUUUGAUCGGAACAAGGCGCUCAAAGAUAACGAAGACGUUACGAUCAGAGUUCUAGCUGGUCGAAUUGGAUCUCCCGACCCGACGCCGCCAAUCUUUUGUAUACACUGGAGCAACUCAGAGCGGCAGUUUUCGUGCGAGCUUCAAAUUAAGAAGGAGACUACAGAGACGGCUAUAUGUACGACUUCGUUGUUAGCCUUUGGUCAGUAUGCGCACAUCGCUGUGUUACUAGGCGAAAAUGCUAUCGCAAUGUACAUCAAUGGAACGGAGAUGCUGGUGCUUGAUGGAGCGUGUCGAGGAAAAAAAGUGGUGUUACUAUCGAGGGACCUGCUAGCACUUAUCCAAGCAUUGCUGCUGUAA